AGUGUAUCCCAGAAUCAAACGUGUUUUUUCUGGAUUUGAACUGUUUAUUUUUUCAUUAACUAUGUUGGUUGUACAACACACAAAGAUGCGAGAGAUAUGAUAAAUAACUAGAAUCUUUGUAAAGGUAUCCCAGGUUUUUCCUCAUCUGAAAAGACUCUGCGUGGUAGAUGAUGGAGGGUACUGAAGUCAAUCUGGGAGAUUAUAUGGAGGUUGUCACUACCUACCAUUGUAAAUUUUGUAGUCACACAUGUCAGACUGUAAAAGAUAUGGCUUGCCAUGUCCAGCAAGACCAUCUCUCAUCAACCCCUGCAAAGGAUCCCCCACAAUCUACUCAGAAUUCAGAUACAGGAACACCAGAUGCUCUUGGCUGCGGGACAGUGGCAAAUGUCAUGGUGAUUUCCCAAGAUGCCCAGCUUGAAAGCCAGGAAAAAGCACCCACUAGUAGAAUUCUGAAUGAAAUAGAUGCAGAAAACAUAGAAACCAGGCUAGACAUCACUGAAGCUGACCAGCAAAAUACUGAGAUCUUAAACAGUGAAAAUCCUGCAGAAGAUGCAAACUUUGUUAAUGAAACAAGUAACAAAUUAACCUUUGACAUAGAUGGCAAGAUUGUGGAAUUAUCUCUAGAAAAUGGAAACAUUGAAAAUAUGGCUCAGUCAGUUGUCAUGAAGAACAACGUUCAGGGACUAGAAGUGUUAGAUUCUACUGAGAACUUCAUCACUGUUGAAACAGGGACAUCCACAACAGGUACAGAGCCAAUCACAAAAGAGUUGUUCCUCUGCGGUCAGUGUAACACUGGAUUCACCAGCAUGGAAGAAUGUCAAGAUCAUAUGUAUAAAGAACAUAACGUCACAGUUGAAGAUGGAAAAGUGAGCGUGGGGACUCAAGUUGAGACCACUUCACGGAGAAAGAAUCAAAAAUGCAUCCAAAGUGAAUCUGAGGAGGUGAAAGCAACAGAUUUGAAUGAUUCCGACGUAGAAUGGACCAUUGAGUCAGAGACCCAAUACAUCAGUAAGGGCAGUCGUACUCGUGGUAAAAUUUGUCCUCCCAAGGCACUGAAGAAUGACUAUUACCUUGGAAAGACGAGAAUGAGUGAUUCUAAUAAAAGUGAACACACACCCAGGCAACCAAAACAUGCCCCAAGUUACCAAAAUAAAUGUGGAAAAACGGGGUGUAAUGCCAGAUUCCUGACCAAGGCAGCAUUAGAAAUUCACCUGAAAUGUCACACAGAUAAGCCAGAGGUUUUCAUGUGUCCCGAGUGCCAGCAACAACAGAGCAGAUGGCGUCUGGUACGUCUGCACUUGUGGAAAGUCCAUCAGAUAGACACAGACUUGUUAACCUGUGAUCAAUGUGACUAUAAAAUUGAUACGGCUAGCCGAUUGAAGGUCCACCAGGAAAUACACAGUAAAGACAAGCCAUACUCUUGUGAUACGUGUGGAAAGCACUUUCGACAACUGGCGCAGAUGAGAAACCAUCAGAUGGUGCAUAGUGACAAUAAAAACAGUGACAAAUGGUACAGUGAGCAAGAAUGUGAAAUCUGUAGUCGCAAAUUUGUGAGCAAAAAAUGUCUACAGGUCCACCUUCAGGUGGUGCAUGGGAACCACAAGCCCUUCUCAUGUACGGUGUGUGAGUACACCACGGCCAGAAAGGCUCAGCUGGAACUACACAUGAGGACUCACACUCAGGAAAAACCAUUCAAGUGUGAUGUCUGCAACUAUGCCUCCAUAGACCACAACUCUCUGAGGCGCCACAAGAUGCGCCACACAGGACAGAAGCCAUACAAGUGUCCCCACUGUCCCUAUUCCUGUAUACAGGCCAUCUGCUUCAAGACUCACAUGAAGAACAAACAUUUUGGUGCUCAUGGAAUCUUCUGCUGUGAGUUUUGUACAUACAAGUCAGUAAAUGAACAAAAGUACUUAGAUCAUGUGCGUGAUCAUAAAAAUGGACUCAUCCCAACUACCUCAGUGAAGAAGAAACCUGAAAACAUUACAUUUGCGCCUAGAAUUCAGAAUAUCAGCCAGUCUGUUCCACAUAUAGAGAUAGUCAAUGCUGGGGAGCAGGCACCUGUUUUUGUUGGGGGCAAUGUAGAAAAUCCAGGUAAUCAAAUCCAGAUGCAUGUGGAGAUGUCAGAAUCAGGGGAGCGAAGCAUAAGGGAGGAGGACCUUCAGCGGCUGAUGAGAGAAGGACUUGUAACUCAAGACAUCACACAGCUGAUCUCUUGUGCCAUGAAUGCCAUUUCUCAGGAACCCUCUGUCCAGGGAGCCGAUAGUCACAUGACUCCUGUUCAGAAUUCCGGACAAGUUACUACUCACAUGAUUACCUUCCACCUCCCCCCUCCUUCCAACAGUAGCACAGUACAGCUGCAGGAUCAGAAUAUAGUCACUGUGGAUCCUUUACCUAUGAAAAAAGAAGAGAAGAAGGAGGCAACAGCACCUGCAGUUUAUUUCACAGAAAAUCAAGGAGUACUCCUAAACUCCAGUGAUAUUCAACUUCAACAGGAGGGGGAUCCUGGUUCGGUUCUGUUAAACAUUCAGGGUUCAGGUGUACCGGCCAAUCUUAUCCAGAUUGCUGCUAACGAGGCAGAGGUUACCCAAAGUGCAACCAUUCAGGACUUGGCUCAAAUUAGCUGUCUUGUGAAGGACUCUGUGUAUAAUACAACAACUUACAGUAAUAUAGAAGGAUAGUUAUAUUUUAAAGGGCUAUAAAUGUGUUUAAUGUCAGUCAGUGUAUAGUAAAAUUUCAAAAUAA
This is a messenger RNA of Saccostrea echinata, 2745 nucleotides long. Its product is annotated as zinc finger protein 484-like. The record is from RefSeq and is a predicted model, not a curated record. NCBI's taxonomy places the organism in Eukaryota, Metazoa, Mollusca, Bivalvia, Ostreida, Ostreidae. The transcript has 5 exons. Bases 168 to 2681 code for a protein of 837 amino acids. Gene Ontology annotation, cellular component: nucleus. Gene Ontology annotation, molecular function: DNA-binding transcription factor activity, RNA polymerase II-specific; RNA polymerase II transcription regulatory region sequence-specific DNA binding. Gene Ontology annotation, biological process: regulation of transcription by RNA polymerase II.